Molecule: messenger RNA, 1542 nt
Organism: Callorhinchus milii (elephant shark)
Lineage: Eukaryota; Metazoa; Chordata; Chondrichthyes; Chimaeriformes; Callorhinchidae
Product: amine sulfotransferase
Exons: 10
Coding region: 289-1143 (284 amino acids)
Biological process (GO): sulfation
Cellular component (GO): cytoplasm
Molecular function (GO): sulfotransferase activity
Source: RefSeq, a predicted model, not a curated record
GGGAAGGCGAACAUCCAGAAGUGGUAGUCCAGGUGGACUGUUUCCAGCAGUUACAGGAAAAUCUACAGCAGCAGAUAAGGUAGGUGUGGCAAAGGGGAAAAGCUACAGCAGCAGAUAAGUGAACGCCUCUUUCCUGAGUCUCAAGUUGCCCUUACAUCUUUAUUCAUCGCAGAAAGGGUGGAUAAAAUUCUUCAGGGGGAAGGCGAACAUCCAGAAGUGGUAGUCCAGGUGGACUGUUUCCAGCAGUUACAGGAAAAUCUACUGCAGCAGAUAAGGUUAUUCGACAGAAUGGCCCAAACUGAAGAUUUUUAUUUCCAGUACAAAAAAUGUAACUUUGUCUCCUCCAUCUACACAAGAGAACAUUUAGAGCAACUGGAACUUUUCGAAAUAAGGGAUAGCGAUGUGUUUGUGGUGACAUACCCAAAAUCCGGCACUGUUUGGAUGCAGCAGAUUGUGAGUUUGAUCAAUUCUGAUGGUGACCCAACUGAAGUACAAAACACACAAGCACACAAGCGGGUCCCUUGGAUUGAGGUGCCUCCCUCAAAUUUUCAAUUACGUCCAUCACCUCGCUUGAAUGUCACCCAUUUACCCUACCAUUUAGUUCCAAAGGAGUUGAAAGAAAAAAAGGGAAAGGUUAUUUAUGUUGCUCGAAAUCCAAAGGAUGUAAUAGUGUCAUCAUAUCAUUUCCACAAUCAUCUUGCCUUCUAUGAAUCAUCAAAGGAUUUUUCAGAUUUUCUGGAAAAAUUCAUUGAUGGUGCACUGGAAUUCAGCUCCUGGUUUGACCACGUAAGGGAAUGGUACAAUCACAGGGAUGAAUUCAACUUCAUGUACAUUACUUAUGAAGAAAUGAAGAAGGAUCUCAGGGCGUCAAUACUAAAGAUAUGUUCCUUCCUUGGGAAGCACUUGGACAAUGAAAAGCUCAACACAGUAUUGGAACUCUGCACCUUCAACACAAUGAAAGUAAAUCCGAUGGCCAACUAUGAAAAAGUUCCCAAAAAAUCCAAUGAUGGGGCAUUUCUUCGAAAAGGCACAAUUGGCGACUGGAAAACUCAUUUCACUGUUGCCCAAUCUGAGAUGUUUGACAGGAUUUUCCAAGAAAAAAUGAAGGACUUCCCUUUAUCAUUUGUAUGGGACCAGGAAUAAAUAAGGGGCAGAUUCGUAAAACUUCAAGGAUGUAAUGUUCUGGUAAUUAGUGAGGGGAAAUGUUUGCGGGUAGAGUUUUUGCAACACAUCUCUAAGCAGUUUUUAUUGUAAUGGAUCAUUUAAGAAAGUUUAAUAUUUUACUAAAUAAGCAUUUAAAUCUUCAAAUCAUCUGAUGUACAGAGACUGGGACUAUAGAUUAACUUAAGGACUUGACAGCUUGCUGGUUGACUCAUCACUUUUCUAAAUGUUGGCAACAUGAAAUAAGACAUCUAUUUUCGUGGAAAGCACUUGUAUUUUAGAAUUUGAGUUCUGAUAAUCCCUAACAAUUUACAAAUGUUCGGAGGCACGAAACUGGAGAGAAAAUGGGGGAUCUCUGUUUAUCUGUGAGAAGCAGCAACA